Messenger RNA from Penicillium chermesinum, 1053 nucleotides. RefSeq lists its product as uncharacterized. The record is from RefSeq and is a predicted model, not a curated record. Lineage: Eukaryota; Fungi; Ascomycota; Eurotiomycetes; Eurotiales; Aspergillaceae. The transcript is spliced from 2 exons. Bases 1 to 1053 code for a protein of 350 amino acids.
AUGGGGCUGGAUAUCCCGGAUGGCACCCCUAAUCGGGGACCUGGUAUGAUGGCCCUCUGUAUUUUACUCUUGGUCCUUACUACGUUCAUGACCGUCAUUCGAGUCGUCUCCAAGGUCAUCACCAAGCAAAGUUGGUGGUGGGAUGACUGGUUCGCACUGCUCUCGUGGCCUGCAGAAGUGGUCGUCAUCUCGCUUCUUCUUGCGUGGAUAACUCUGGGCUUCGGACUCCAUGAAAAAUUUAUCGCCAUUCAAAAUCCGUCUUACCUCGUCCAAGGAGCGAAAUACUUCUACGCCGCCGUCCUAUUCUUCGAUACGUCCAUUUGUCUUCCAAAGAUCUCCGCUCUCUUCUUCUACGCUCGCGUCUUCAACGCCCCGAAUAAGACCCUGCGUGUUCACCUAUGGAUCCUCGGUGCACUGGUGGCCGGGUGGCUCUUAUCCGCCUACUUUGUCACCAUUUGGCAAUGCGACCCCGUUGCGAAAGCCUGGGAUCCCACGAUCCCCGGGAAAUGCGUCAACACUUAUGCCUGGUAUACGGCUACAGCUACGAUCUCAUGUGCGAUCGAUAUGUGGAUUUUGAUCAUUCCCAUUCCGCUUAUCUGGAGACUUAACAGCAGUCUCCGCCGCCGCAUCUACUUACUUGCGGCGUUCCUCUUGACUUAUUCCGUGAUUGUCGUCUCUAUUGGUCGGAUGAUAGCUACGACUCAGCUCAUACCAAAAGUGAAUGAGGAUGAGACGUGGUGGUUGCCCGUGUAUCUGUACUGGGCUAUUCUUGAGGGAUCACUGUCCAUCAUCUCCAUCUCUGUGCCCAAUGCGAUUGCCCUGGUGAAACACUUCCAGGCCCCCCGAAAGAGCAGCAUUGAAAGCAAAACCAAAUUAUCCAAGCUCACUCCUGGCUAUGUAUUGAGCCAGAGCCAGAACUACGCCUCGAUCCAUGGCGGUGGGACAAGUAUCAGUGACGCCAGCGAUAAUCUGGAGCUCGUUCAAACGAGGGAUGGGGAUGUCGAGAUGGCACCAGGGAAUAUUCGCGUCAAAACGAAUAUUCACGUCCACUGA